GGCGUUGACCUGACGAACACUUUCCUCAGACCCUGUAUUGCUACCUUCCUGAGGUAAACUCCCUGGUUACACUUCACUGACCUCCCAAAUCUGCUUCAUCUUUCGUGUCUUCUGGUCCUGUAUCGUUCUUCUCGCUCUCAUCUACACUCUCUGCUUGCCUUCCAAUCCCCACGGCUGCCUACACACCAUGAAGUACGACACCCAGACGCUGCUGGCUCUACGCCACAGUGCCAAAAUUGAGAUGGACAGGUUCAGCGUCCAUGCCUUUAGCAACAACCUGCUUGGCCGACGGAAAAAUAGGGCUAGCUUCUUGUCAGAGUUGUCCUCAAAUAAAGCUCGAGACAUGCGUGCUUCCUCGUACCAAAGCGAGGCAGUCUCAUCGACAGCCUCGGAACGUGGCCUGGAAUUUCCUAUCCGUCAACCAUAUCACCCACCUCAAGGAGCCCUAGCACAGACAAAUGCCGGAUUUGCACAGUUCUUGAAGAAACACACAUCUCCCAAACACCAGCGUGUUACGGCCGGAGGUCGCAUUGUCCCCAUGGAGCCAACAGAAUCUAUUCCAAAGAUGAAACCGCUCGUGCGGAGCAAGAAUGCAAAGGCCCGGAAAAGGUCUAUGGCCAAGGAAUUGAAGAGCAACCGACAAGCUGAUGAAUGCAUGGAUAUUUCGGAACACCGUCAGACUCUGGUCGGUGAGACUGUGGAUGGUCACUAUUCAUCUCCCUCAGAGCCUUCAGUCACGGCAGACCCUAUCAAACGGCCAAGGGUGCCCAGUAUUAAUAGCCAAGGAUUCCAGAUCCCAGAUCCUUUACCUGACAUGCAGCCGUCUCCUAUUACCAACCCAUUUUCUCAACCCACCUGUUUGAUGUCGAAUGGCCAGCUGUUACCGACACUACAACAGCCGGGUGACUGUAUGCUGGGUGUCCCGAGUUAUGGGCCACUGAACUUCAGACCAGAUCAGACAAACUGGCUCUCAAAUAGCAUACAAACUUGGAACUGGCCUUACUCUGCUGGCUCUUCCAUCACAACGGCGGGUACUCCCCUUUCGACGUUCUCUGCUCCGCCAUUGGAUGUUUCGCCUCCCUAUAGCCAGGUAUACAGUUUUACUCCCGCCCUGAGUCCAGUAGUUCCAAGCACGUCGCCUUUCAAUGCAUAUAUCGCACCUAGUGGUGGAUACUGUGAUAGCAAGACUGCUGCGGACACAAAUUCUCAAUCCUCUUUGAUGGGAUCAUAUGGAGAAACUGCGUUUUGGAAGCUGUUUCAUGAAACUGUCAAGGACCACGAGGCUAUCUCCAACCAGCUCAAUCAGCUCGACAGAUAUAUGGCGAUGCAUGCGUGGGAUAUCGACACGAAUUCGAAGAACUUGCUGGUGGAACAGCGUAGGGGUCUGGUUCGUGACCUUGAUUCCGUGCGCCUGCGCAAGGAACAGUUAGAGUCGGUGCUGUCACAAGCAAAAGCGAAUGCAACAAGUUUCCGGAAGGAAAAGACAACUACACUUCUUUCACAAGUUCAACCGAUAGAUCUCGGACCUAGCCAACAUAGCCAGCUCCCAUGGGUACCCGGCUGUCUCGGUAACUGGGGCACUCCUGGAUUGUCAUCACCUACGCCUAUGAUGAAUCCGUACUUUCCGCUGAUUCACACGGCUAGUACAUCGUUUCAGUGGCAGGACAUCAACAACCCCUGUCUAAAAAACCAAGAAUGUGGGGAUUUGCACAUUAACCUGGCCUAUACUGGUGACAUUGAGCAGCCAUGCUACGAGAACUGGACAACAGAUACUAGCCAAGCCCAGGGUCUUCUCGAUGAUCCAACUGAUAACAGGCCGGUGACUACCACAAAGUCGAAACCAUCAACUAACCUCCGUCAGUUGUAUCGCAAGAUAGACGAAGCUAACCGCAGAGGCGAUCCCAUUGACGGAUUGCUCAAGGACCUUGCUGCAAUCACACUGAAACUCACGAGCUCUAAGUCACAUGAGAGUUCGGAGCAUUCGGAGCUCGGAAUAGGUAAAGGCAGUCAUCUAGCAUCAAAGACCGCCUCGCGAGGCUCUCAACUCUCUCAAAGCAAGCAUUCAAAUCAGGCUCAAACAGACCCGGGUGAUGGAGCCGCAUUAGCCCAAAAUCACACGACGAUGAACACGUUGUCGAGGAAAACUUCGAGUGAAGCUUACGUGGCCGAUAGCGAUGACGAUAGUAUCUCAUGUUCAUCUACAGCAACCGGAGAAUCGAUGGCUACCGUCCAUCGAAUCGACACAUGCCAAGCCUCCAAACAAGUAGACAGUGACAAUGAGAAUGAAGGCAGCGAUGAUAGAUUGAAAGGAAGCUUUAGCGAUUCAACACGAAAGAAAAUAUCAAUAUCGUCUACAGGAAGCCCAUCACCGAAGAAGCGUGAUACAGUCCAGCGGACACGAUACAUGAAUUCCAGGAACCGAGGCUCACACGAGUCAUUUUUAUCUAUCCUCUCCACGAAUUCAGCUGCAGCAAAGCGCGACUGCCCGCAGUUUUUUACGCAGUACCUGAAAGGGGACGGGACCUUGGUGCCUCAAAAGACAGCGGCAUUGGCCAUCUCCCAAAGCAUCAACGCGCAUGCUUUCUUGCCUCCUUUUGACGGUGCCGGCGACUUUCCUGCAAGCCGUACAUCAGGACCUGUUGCUGACGAAGAUGACGUUGCAGCGCAGUCUGCUGAAAAUGGGAGGGUCGAGAAGGCUGGUUGGUAUGAGAGGAAGCGGCGUCCACGCCCUAGUCCCGCCGUACUACAAGCCUUUUUUCGGCAGAUUGAGAGAGACGAGGACAAUAUGAUACACCAGUAUUAUAUGGGGCAGCCGUACUCGAUGGCGCUGGAAUAGGGCAUCUUGUUAUCAAGCAGUGAGAUAAUCAUCUGUCAGGGGGGGCGCCAUCGAUAGCCGAUAACCACUCGGAACUAGGAAAACUCCGUAAACAACUAAUACGGAGUACUUCUUACGGGGUAACUAGUUGGUGAUUGAAGGAAGCAACGGUCGUCUUGCAACUCGCAGUGUCGAGAUAUCGAUAGCAGUAUAGGCAUAGCUUUUGC
This is a messenger RNA of Penicilliopsis zonata CBS 506.65, 3042 nucleotides long. RefSeq lists its product as hypothetical. NCBI's taxonomy places the organism in Eukaryota, Fungi, Ascomycota, Eurotiomycetes, Eurotiales, Aspergillaceae. The transcript has 4 exons. The coding region runs from base 188 to 2836 and encodes 882 amino acids. The record is from RefSeq and is a predicted model, not a curated record.